Molecule: messenger RNA, 1398 nt
Organism: Encephalitozoon cuniculi GB-M1
Lineage: Eukaryota; Fungi; Microsporidia; Unikaryonidae
Exons: 1
Coding region: 1-1398 (465 amino acids)
Biological process (GO): translational initiation
Cellular component (GO): cytosolic small ribosomal subunit
Molecular function (GO): mRNA binding; protein binding; translation initiation factor activity
Source: RefSeq, marked provisional
AUGCCUGUUGCGGCCCACAGCGAGAGCGGACUUUCAUUUGACGUGUUUGCCGAGGAUGCGGCUUGGAUUGAGUGUGACUACUACUCCCUGAAGGCAAGCAAGGUGGUGUGGACCAGAAAUAACCAAGUGAAGUACUAUGACCUCAAGGAGGAAAGGAUGAUUCUGGAGAUGGAGAUGGACAGGCCUAGAGAAAUCGAGAUAUCUGACAACGGUAGCAAUGUGGGAGUACUCAAUGGAAAGGGAGAGAUGAUUGUGUUUGGAAGGAACGGCAUCAGCCUAAGGAUGCAGAAUGUGUCCAAGUUUAGGAUUUCCGACCUUCUGGUUGCAUAUGUCUCGAGCUCCUCGUUCUACAUCCACCAGAUUGAUGGAGAUAGGAUAGAAGAGCAUCCAUUCCACAACUCCAGGGUCUCCAUGCUGGAGUUCUCCAUCUCCGGCGAGUUUGUUUUUCUUGCCACAAAAAAGCUGGAGAAGGACGGAAUGCACAGAGUCCUGAGGAUAGGAAAGAACACGGUAGAGGUUCUUCACAGCCUAAAGGAGCUCCAGGGGUUUUCGUUAAAGACACACGUGUCAAACAAGUACACGCUGCUUCUCCUGAUGACGUCUUAUGUGAACAACAGCUACUUUGCAGAGUCUGAGCUGUACCUCUACGACACUGAAAAGAGGUCUUUCAAAGGGCUUGGAUAUUCUCCUGUCCACUCAUACACCUUUCUCUCGAGCGGGUUUGCAGUGUGCCAUGGACCGCAGCCCAGUAGCGUUUCGGUUCAUGGUCUUGAUGGCAAGCUCAGGUACAACUUUCCAGAAGGGACUAGGAACAGAAUCUUCUUCAAUCAGCAUGAAAACAUUGCGGUGUUUGCAGGAUUCGAUAAUCUUUCCGGUGACAUAGAGGUAUUUCAUGUUCCAUCAAGAAAGCUUAUGGCGAGGUUCAAUGUGCUCGGAGCCUCGCUGGUUGAUUGGAAGGAGAGUGGAUCGUACUUCUACGUCUCUACGACAAGCUAUUUCCAGGAAGACAAUAAAAUAACGCUUUAUGACUACUAUGGAAGAAAGGUGGAUGAAAGGCAGUUUAAGUCUUUGUUCUCUGCCUGCGGAUAUGGAGAAGAGGAGAGAUUUGUCGAGCUUGAGAAGCCGGAGAAGCUGACCAUCGAGAAGCAGGAGAAGUACGUUCCUCCCUCUAUCCAUACCUUUGUACCAAAGGCGGUCUCGAGAAGCAGUGGGCCCAGAAAGAAGGAGCCAGUGGAACAGAAGCCGAGGAGGAGCAGAGACGAUCUCUUGAAUGUCCUCAGAGAGAUCGAGGCUCUGAAAGACAGAAUGAGAAGCGGAGAGGAGCUGUCCGUAAAGGAGCUGAAUCUGAUUCUGAAGGAGCCUAGGCUGAAAAGCGAGCUUAAGGGUCUUGUGGAGUAG